Rotaria socialis is the source of this 933-nucleotide messenger RNA. The record is from the annotation of a GenBank genome assembly. Lineage: Eukaryota; Metazoa; Rotifera; Eurotatoria; Philodinida; Philodinidae.
AUGGAUAUGGAUGUUAAUAAUGAAAAUGAACCAAAACUAAUUUUGAAUAUAUUAAUCUAUGCUGUUGAUGAAUGUGGAAUUUGUCAUCUAUUCCAAAAUGAAACUUUCAAUGAAUUAUCAACAAUUCCAAAUAGUAUCGAAGAAAAUAUCUACGAACAGGAUGUUUCAAAAUCGAUUGCUGUUCUUUUAAAUCAAAUAGAUAAUUAUGUUCAAAUGACAAAUAAAAGCUUAAUAGAAAAUUCAUCAAAUUUCGGUUCAGCUGAUUAUUUUUCAACGCAACCAUUUUCAAUACUUAAUCUUCAGGAAAAUUAUUUAUCUUCUUUAAAUCUAUUCAAUAAUGAUAUAUCAGUACCAGUUCAUUCACCUCCUCUAAAAUUCAGUGGUCAGAUAGUUCCACAGUAUCCAAAUGAUAUCUUAAUUAUCAAUAAUGAAUUACCUCAGAAAAAACAGAAAAAGAAAAAGAAAAAAUCAUUAAAUUAUCGUGUACAUCGAUCAAGUAUUUUAAAGAAACAAUUGAAAACUUAUUUAAGAAAAAAGAAGAGAAAACAACAAAAACAGAAAAAAUCAAAUGAAUCUCAUGUAAUCGAUGUUUCAAAUGUUAUUGUUCAUCAUGAACCACAACAGAUCGAAUCAACAUCUAUGGAACGUUCAACUACGAUCGAUUUUCAGUUACCACCUGAUCUAUCAAAACGUAAAUAUAUCUAUAAAGAUAUAACUUUAUCAAACAAUAAUCUGAAUCAAAUAAAUUGGCGAAUCUUUCAAUGUACACAACAAUCAUCAUCAUCGAUAUCUUGCAUUGAGCAAUCGAUAACAAACGAUCGAAUGUAUCAGGCAUUUUAUUCUACUAAUAAACCAAUAUCAUUACCAGAUAUGCGAAUCGGUUUAUCACGGCACUAUAGUACCAAACAUUUGCAUAAAACAGUAAUAGAUUAG